Paracoccidioides lutzii Pb01 is the source of this 660-nucleotide messenger RNA. RefSeq lists its product as hypothetical. The coding region runs from base 1 to 660 and encodes 219 amino acids. The transcript has 3 exons. The record is from RefSeq and is a predicted model, not a curated record.
AUGGCGGCGAUUUGCCAGGGGUUGAACACCCCUCGUGGAAGCAUGGAUGGAACAUUUCUGGGCCCUCAACCUGAAACAGGCGUUGACGGGUGUUUGACACUGUUCGGGCUAGCCGCUGGGUUGAAGGAGGGUCACCUCUAUUCUAUGGUUGCUGUAUGGUUUCCGCCAUGGGUCCGUUGGACUUCUGCCUCUCCACAUUACCCACAUUAUGACAAGUCACCAAAGAUGAUGAUGACGAUCAAUGUUUGUUGUGGUAUUAUUUGUGUUUUUUUUGCCGCCGCCGCCGCCGCUGCUGCUGCUGCUGCUGCUGCUGGCUGUGCUUGGAGUUUAGCAGAGCAUCUUCCAGAAAACUUCUGGUGCGUCCUCGCCUGGUCCUUUUGGCUCGGGGCUGUGGUUAAAGGCCUGUGGGUGCUGGCUGCGGGUCAGGACUCGACAAUCGCCGCCCUCCUUCGAGGGUUAACUAACGAUCCCUCAACCAAAACAAAACCACCCGCACCAACCCUCACCUUUAUUAGCCGGUCUAUCGCCGCAACGUCGGAUCCCAAACUGCUACGUAAAUCAUCAUCACCCUUCCCCUGUCUGAAAACACAUAUCUCCCUUUGCGACGACUCUUCACCUGCCAGACAUUUUAUCCCCCGUCUCCCGCAUACUCCAUUGUAA